This is a messenger RNA of Pleuronectes platessa (European plaice), 4068 nucleotides long. It is a transcript of the gene uhrf1, whose product is annotated as ubiquitin-like with PHD and ring finger domains 1. The coding region runs from base 150 to 2492 and encodes 780 amino acids. Gene Ontology annotation, biological process: negative regulation of gene expression via chromosomal CpG island methylation. The transcript is spliced from 17 exons. Lineage: Eukaryota; Metazoa; Chordata; Actinopteri; Pleuronectiformes; Pleuronectidae. Gene Ontology annotation, molecular function: ubiquitin protein ligase activity; protein binding. The record is from RefSeq and is a predicted model, not a curated record.
GCGGGCGGGGUAUGAAAGUCUUGAAGAACAACACAUUGAUCCGUCUCCAUCCAGGCAGAGAGUUGCUUGUGUGAAUCCCGCGGCUCAGAAGUUAUUCCUCCACCGUCGACUUCCCAACUUCACUCGGACGAACAAACAGGGCAGCUGCAAUGUGGAUUCAAGUGCGCACAAUGGAUGGGAAGGAAACCCACCGGGUGGAUUCCCUGUCCAAACUCACCAAGGUGGACGAGCUGCGUCUCAAAAUCUCGGAGCUCUUCAACGUGGAGCCUGAAUUGCAGCGGCUCUUCUACCGCGGCAAGCAGAUGGAAGACGGCCAUACCAUAUUCGACUACAACGUGGGACUGAACGACAUAGUGCAGCUGCUGGUUAGGCAGAAGAUGACCUCAGUUGAUGUUGUUAAAAGCAAGGACAAAGAGGCCGAGCUCUCUGACUCUGACUCAGGCUGUGGCUCAACUCAGAGCGAGUCUGACAAGAACUCCACUCACGGUGAGGCAGAGGUUCAGGCCGCCGGCACCUCUGCCCAGGCAGUCAUCCCAGAGCUCGUUGAUCUGGGAUUUGGAUUUUACAAGAUCAAUGAAAUGGUGGAUGCAAGAGACUUGAACAUGGGAGCGUGGUUUGAAGCCCAGAUAACAAAUGUUACAAAAGCGCCAAAGAUGCCCAAAGACGAGGCUGCAGAGGCCCAGUCAGCAGAGGAUGAGAUACUGUACCACGUUAAAUAUGAAGACUACCCAGAAAACGGGGUGAUUCCGUUGCUUGCCAAGGAUGUUCGUCCGAGGGCCCGCACCGUUUACCAGUGGCACCAGCUGGAGCCAGGAAUGGUUGUAAUGGUCAACUACAACCCAGAUGACCCCAAGGAGCGUGGCUAUUGGUAUGAUGCCGAAAUCCAGAGGAGGAGGGAGACGCGUACAGUGCGAGAAAUCUAUGCCAAGAUUAUCCUUGGCGAUGCUGGUGACGCUCUAAAUGAUUGCCGUAUCAGGUUCCUGACGGAAAUUUACAAAAUCGAGGAGCAUGGUUCUCUGGGGGAUGCUCCAGCUGGUUCUGAGAGUCCACUAAAAAGAUCAAAUGGACCCGAGUGUAAGACCUGUAAGGACGACCCAGAUAAAAACUGUCGCUUGUGUAACUGUCAGAUCUGUGGCAUCAAGCAGGAUCCUGACAAACAAUUGCUGUGUGACGAGUGUGACAUGGCCUAUCACAUCUACUGCCUGGACCCCCCGCUCACCUCCAUCCCUGAAGACGAGGACUGGUAUUGCCCAGGUUGCCGUACCAAUACUAGUGAGGUUGUGUUGGCUGGAGAGAAGCUGAAAGAGAGCAAGAAGAAAUCAAAGAUGGCUUCCGCCAGCUCUUCCAGCCAGAGGGACUGGGGCAAGGGAAUGGCCUGUGUUGGUCGAACCAAGCAGUGCACUAUCGUCCCGUCCAACCACCACGGCCCAAUCCCUGGCGUCCCUGUUGGCUCUUUGUGGAAGUUCAGAGUUCAGGUCAGCGAGGCUGGAGUCCACAGGCCACAUGUAGCUGGAAUUCACGGCAGGAGCAACGAUGGUGCCUACUCUCUUGUCUUGGCUGGAGGUUACGAGGAUGACGUGGACGAUGGCAAUGAGUUCACUUACACUGGCUCUGGAGGACGAGAUCUGUCUGGAAAUAAGAGGACUGCUGAGCAGUCAUGUGAUCAGACACUUACCCACAUGAACAGGGCACUGGCACUCAACUGCAACGUCCCAGUCAAUGACAAAAAUGGAGCUGAGUCCAAGAGCUGGAAGCAAGGCAAACCAGUUAGAGUUGUUCGCAGCUGCAAGGGGCGCAAGCACAGUAAAUAUUCCCCUGAGGAAGGAAACAGAUAUGAUGGCAUAUACAAGAUUGUGAAGUACUGGCCUGAAAAGGGCAAAUCUGGCUUCUUGGUGUGGCGCUAUCUGCUGAAACGGGAUGAUGAAGAGCCGGCACCGUGGACAAGAGAUGGCAAGGAUCGCAUCAAGAAGCAUGGUCUCAUCAUGCAGUAUCCUGCCGGCUAUCAGAAAGAGAAGGAGAACAAAGAAACAGAGGAGGCGGCGGCAGCGGCAGCAACACCCAGCAAAGCCAAGAGGAAGAGAAAAUCUCAGGGCAGUGACUCCUCUAAGACCUCACCUGCCAAGAAUUCGAAGAAAGUCAAGUUAGAGAUGUACAAGCUUUCCCAGGCGCAGAAGACUCUAAUCAAGAAUGACAAGCCAAACAAGAAGCUGUGGGAUGAAGCCAUGGAGUCACUGUCACUUGGACCGAAAUUUUUGAACAAGGUUGAGGAAGUUUUCGGCUGCAUUUGCUGCCAAGAAGUGGUCUUUCAGCCCAUCACCACAGAAUGCCAACACAACGUCUGCCGAGAAUGCCUGCAGCGGUCCUUCAAAGCAGAGGUGUACACCUGCCCGGCCUGCAGACACGACCUGGGCAAAAACAACCCCAUGGCCAUCAACAAACCUCUGCAGGAUAUUUUACAUCAGUUUUUCCCAGGAUACAGCAGCGGGCGAUGAUCAUUGGCUCAGGUCCUCGAGGAAAGCCGAUGUAAACUGUAAGGGGAAUUUUGACGCAAUAAAGAAUCAGUUUUCUCUUAAUAUAUUUUUUAUGAUUUAUAAAACUACCAUUUUUGUGGACUUCAAUGUUACCGUUUUUCACCUUGGAUCUGCUCUGAUGUGUAGUUACUGAUAAUUUUGAAAAUUCCUUUAUAACAGCCUGUGCCAUUACUCCUCCGCUAAAAUCCUCAGUUGCUGUACUAUGUUUUGUUAUGUUCCAUUAGUUAACGCAAAUGUUAUUCAUGAUGAUUUAAGGAAAGCCCUCCACGUUUAGCACUCCUUAAGAGAACGUUAAGUUGUUUCCCUUUAAUUGUUAGGAGAUUGUUAUUAUUAUUUAGUAGUACAAUGUGGUCCUGUUGCUGGUUGUCAUUUUGAUGCAAUAGUCUCAAUCUGAUGAUGCAGUUGAGGUUUUGUCUCCUGUAGCUUUUUGUGUUGUUGACCAAUGUUUGCAAGCAUCGGUCAGCUACACUAGACUAACCAGCUAAAGUCUUCAUCACAGGUUUCUGCCACUUUUGUUUUUGUCCUGGCAUGAUCCGAUCUUGAAAUUGCAUUGCAGAGUCAAGAGAACAAAGUCGUCUUUCGGAGACAAAAGACGCUUUGAUAGUGAAACGUAGACGAGACUUAAAAACGGAGAACAAACUGAACUAAUUUUUUGUUUUUGUUCUGUGGUUCAACCGUCUCGGAGGAAGUGUCUUGUGGGGGAAACCGUGUCAUCAAACUUGGAUGGAUUUUCUAGCUUGUGUAUUGGUUCCCUAUAUAUUUUCAUAAAGUUAUUUUUAUAUUUGUAUAUGAAGUUUCUCAAAGUUUGUUAAAAAAAGGUUCUAUGAAUUUGGUAUAGAAGCCAAACAGGUUAGAAUUUUAUUCCAUGGCAUAGAUUUGGAAGUCCCCCGUUUUGAAAAGUUUGAAGUCUGAAGGAAGACGCCCGUUUAAUCAAGAGUGUAUUGUAGAACUCCCGUCUAUCUAGCUCUUUAGACCUUGUCCCUGACAUUUUAAGCUGAUUGAGUCUAGACACUUUAUUUUUAAGUUUUUUUUGUUUUGUUUUGGCUCAAAUUUAAAAUGUGUACUUUUUCAUCUUUUAUAAUCUUACUGCCAUCUGUGGGAGGGGGGGGUGUUCAGUCAGAUUUUUGUGUCUCCGCAGGUCACGUGAUCUCAUUAAAGAGGAAAAAACAGGAAAUGCUUGCAUUAAGUUGAAAAUGUUUUAAAUCUCACACUGCUCCUAAAAUUUUCCAUUGAAUCAACUAAAUUAUCCAAAUGUGUCAUUAACUACUUAAACCUCUAAGUGUCUUUUUAAGGAUAAAGUGAUGCUUUGUGUUGAUUUUCAGCGGCAGUGUGUGAUAAUGUCCAUCGACAUGUGCAGCACGUUGAGUUUUUAUACGGAGAGACAAAGAUUGGCAUAAACCGGGAAAUGUAUAUUUUCUAUAAUUGUAUAAUUUUUAGUCCGUUAUGGUUUCUAUAUGUAGUUUUUAGAAAUUGUUGCACAUGUUUGGUGCUAAAAUUUGUCAAUAAAUUUUCUGUGUUCAAUAAAACAGUGAAAUUA